AUGGCAAUGAGCGAGGAUUUUAAUUUUGCCGAGCUCUGUAGGCUCUGUUCGUUGAAAAGCAAUCAUCACUUACAGAUAUUCGACAAAGAGGGCGAACAGCGUCAAUUACUUUUUAAAAUACGUUCUUGCAUUCCCGCCGUGAUAACAAAGGAGGAUGCACUUCCAAAGAACAUCUGUCAGAGAUGCGUGUACAAACUGGAUAUGUUCUAUGAAUUUCGUGUAAGCUGCAUGACCACGGAUACAGUAUUGAAAAAUUAUGCUGAUAGUUUGAAGAAUCUUGCUGCAUCUGUAACAAAUCAGAGUAACGAUAAGGACAAGAUGUCGAACGGUGGUCAACAACAAAGAACGGCGUACGUUGAGGCCCAUGCUGCAGUUCAACAACACAUGGCACAACAAGCAGCUCAGGCAAGACUGGCUGGUCCUGGACCACCUACCAAUCCACAGGCUCCUAAUCCUACUUUCACCCUACCUGACGAUGGUCUUGGUUAUGACGACGGUGUACGUGUACUUCGUUCUAUCGGCACUUGGUCACCUGAUUAUUCGGCAGCAAUGAGACCAGGCGGUGUAAUGCCAGCAUUUCCAGGAUCAACCGAACAACAAUUUGCUAGUUCUAGAGCACCAUCGAUCAAUCAGCCUCUUCGAACGACUAACAACGUUGGAAUACGUCCUGGAUCAGUAUCAAAAGCUACAAAUACCGGGGAACCGAAUACAAAGGCAUUCGCUUGUACCGUAUGUGGAAAAGGUUUGGCACGUAAGGAUAAACUCGUCAUUCAUAUGCGUAUACACACCGGAGAGAAGCCUUAUUCCUGCGAGGUUUGCGGUAAAGCGUUCGCGCGUAGAGAUAAAUUGGUAAUACAUAUGAACAAGCUCAGACAUAGGCCUGGAGUUACGCCACUUUCCACUCCUACGGCACCGAGUACGGAUCAACAGCAACAACAGCAACAACAACAACAACAACAACAGCAACAACAGCAGCAAGCGUCGCAGCAACAACAACAACAACAACAGCAACAACAACCACCUCGUCAAGAUACCAUUCAUAAGCUAAAAGAGGAGCCCGUUAGUUGGGCAUGCGAAUUAUGUGGAAGAGCGUUGGCUACGCGUGACGAGUGGAUGCAACAUGCACGAUCACAUUUAGAAGCAUCAGCACCGCCACAGCACGCGGCUCCUUAUUUUCCUGGCUCGGCACCGCCGCCACAGCCGUACGCAUCGGAAAGGCAUUUUUGUCUAAUGUGUCGUACUGAUUUCACGGAUAAAGCGGAAUUCAUGUUUCAUGUACGCUCACAUUUUGAGCCGCAUGCCAGCCAACAAACGCAACAGCACUCCAGUGGAAAACAAGGAAGUGACCCGGCAACCGCUGAACUGAUUGCUCGUGGUCUGGUUGAUCCCUCGGGAUAA
Molecule: messenger RNA, 1398 nt
Organism: Vespa mandarinia (Asian giant hornet)
Lineage: Eukaryota; Metazoa; Arthropoda; Insecta; Hymenoptera; Vespidae
Biological process (GO): regulation of gene expression
Cellular component (GO): nucleus
Molecular function (GO): zinc ion binding
Source: RefSeq, a predicted model, not a curated record